Lotus japonicus is the source of this 5171-nucleotide messenger RNA. RefSeq lists its product as uncharacterized. The transcript has 10 exons. NCBI's taxonomy places the organism in Eukaryota, Viridiplantae, Streptophyta, Magnoliopsida, Fabales, Fabaceae. Gene Ontology annotation, biological process: lipid biosynthetic process. Gene Ontology annotation, molecular function: oxidoreductase activity; phosphopantetheine binding. Bases 318 to 5171 code for a protein of 1617 amino acids. The record is from RefSeq and is a predicted model, not a curated record.
UGGGACCUCGUCUUCUUUUCUUUCUCACCGUUUCUUUCUCUUUUUUGCUCACAAUUUAACUCUUCCAUCUCAUGCCAUUUGGCAUUCACACCACUAGGAAUAAUCAAAUAUGCACUACCAUCAUCACUGAGCAUGCUGAGAGCUUGUUUCAUGUAUUGUUCAAUUCAAGCUUACCAGUUUACGCUACAAUGACAUUGCAAUUACAGAAAGUGCUGCAUGCAAUGCUCCAAGCUGAUUAACAAGUCUUCACCAAUCACCAAGAUUGAUAAUACACUGCCCAUUUCUCAUCUCUAAGAUUGGAGGUUUUGAAUUCAGAGAUGGAUCCAGAAAGAUCAAUGGAGGACCAAUUCUCCAAGCUACAUCCUUCCUUGCCAGUAAGCACCAGAAUUGGAAUAGUGGGUGCUGGUCCAAGUGGCUUAUCAGCUGCUUAUGCACUGGCCAGGCUUGGUUAUAAUAAUAUCACCGUCUUGGAGAAACACCAUACAGUUGGUGGCAUGUGUGAAUCGGUUGACUUUGAAGGAAAAGUUUAUGAUCUGGGUGGACAAGUUCUGGCAGCAAGCAGUGCUCCAGUUAUCUUUCACUUGGCAAAAGAGACAGGGUCAGCACUAGAAGAAAUGGACUCACACAAGCUUGCUGUUAUUGACUGUUCCUCAGGACAAUAUCAAGAUAUUAAAGUUGCUGAUGAUUAUGUGUCUGUUAUGUCACUCACCUUGAACAUCCAAGAAAAGGUGAAGAAUUCUGGUCAUUUUGGGGUCCAUGCUGUCAGUGAAAUUGCUUCAGACUUAACUCCAGUGUAUCUUCAACAUCAUGGACUCAAAUCCAUUCCUAAAUCUGUGGCUUAUGGUUACACAGCUUCAGGAUAUGGGUUUACUCAAGAUAUGCCUUAUGCCUACAUUCAUGAAUUUACCAGAACAUCCAUGGCAGGGAAAAUUCGACGAUUCAAAGGUGGAUAUACAAGUCUUUGGCAGAGGAUUGUUGAAUCACUUCCUGUGAAACUUCACUGUAACGCUGAAGUGUCGGCCAUCAGAAGGAGUUCCGACAGUGUCACUGUUAAUGUCAAGAGCUCAAAUGAAGUUGAGUCUAUGGAGUUUGAUAAGAUCAUAAUCUCUGGUAACUUUCCACUAAAAUAUGGAAGAACUUACAGAUCAGUGCCUUCAACUUGUAUAGAAUCUGAAGCAGAAGUAAUGGAUGCAAGUGACCUUGAGAAGGAAUUGUUUAGCAAAGUAGAGACAAAUGACUACUACACCACUGUUUUCAAGAUCAAAGGGCUGGAACACAUGCCAGUUGGAUUUUAUUAUUUCAGUGAAUAUAUGGAAGAUCCCAGCACAAUUGGAAAUCCAGUUGCCAUGCAAAAGUUUUAUGCUGACACUGAUGUAUUCCUGUUCUGGUCCUAUGGCAACUCUGUUGAUAUUAAGGGUCCAACAGUCACUGAGCUUGCAAUCAAGGCAAUAGAAGCCAUUGGGGGAGAAGUUGAGAGUUUCAUUCUUCAACGUCGCUUUAAGUAUUUUCCUCACGUUAGCAGCCAAGACAUGAAAAAUGGAUUCUAUGGAAAGUUGGAAUCAGAGCUUCAAGGUUCAAGGAAUACUUAUUAUGUCGGUGGGCUUAUGGCAUUUGAGCUCACAGAGAGAAAUUCAUCUUAUGCCAUGGCUAUGGUCUGCAAGAACUUUGCAAAUAGCAGUGAUUUGCCAGUGUUUCCUUAUACCAAGAGUUUGUUCCCUUUGCAAACCGAGUUCCAGAAAAAGGAGCCUCCAGAACUUCAUGAAUUGCCUGGAGUGAAAUUUCCCAAUUUGCCUACUUUGAAUAGCUAUUUAAAACAUUGGGGAACUCAUCCAGUCACUGAAAAUAGAACUCUUUAUUCAUGGAUAAAUGAAGAAGGGACAGUAACAGGCAAGAGGACAUAUAGAGAACAACACUUAAAUGCUUCUUGCAUUGCACAUAAGCUCUUAUCAAGCCAAAAGCCAAUGAUCAAGCCUGGUGACAGGGUCCUCCUUGUCUAUGUUCCUGGUCUGGAUUUCAUUGAUGCUUUCUUUGGAUGCCUAAGAGCUAAAGUUCUACCAGUCCCAGUUAUUCCCCCAGAUCCCAUGCAAAGAGGUGGACAAGCACUUCAGAAAAUUGAGAAUAUUGCCAAGUCAUGUGGCAUAGUGGCAAUUUUAUCAACAGUAGCUUACCACUCAGCAGUUCGCGUGGGUUUAGUGAAAACUUUUAUGUCACUGACUGGGAAAAAUGGAAAAUCCUCAGCUAGAUGGCCAAAUCUUCCAUGGCUGCACACUGAUUCUUGGGUCAAUAGCUCAAAAUGUUCUGAUAUGGAAGGUCUAGAUGAUCAAUGUGAAUCGAAGCCUGCUGACAUAAGUUUCUUACAAUUUACCUCAGGCUCAACCGGUGAUGCUAAAGGAGUCAUGAUUACCCAUGGAGGGCUUAUUCACAAUGUGAAGCUGAUGAGAAGUAGAUACAAGAGCACCUCAAGGACAGUGCUAGUGAGCUGGCUUCCUCAGUAUCAUGACAUGGGGCUGAUUGGAGGACUUUUCACAGCUCUUGUUAGUGGUGGAACUGCAUUCUUGUUUUCACCAAUGACAUUUAUCAAGAAACCACUCUUGUGGCUUGAAAUCAUCAGCAAAUAUCAAGCAACUCAUAGUGCUGGCCCUAACUUUGCUUUUGAGUUGGUGGUUAGAAGGUUAGAGUCUGAAAAGGAUAAGCUUCAGAGUUUUGACCUUUCUUCCAUGGUUUUUAUCAUGGUUGCUGCUGAACCAGUGAGACAGAAGACCCUGAAAAGGUUUCUUGAUCUAACCAGACCUUUUGGGUUUUCUGAAAAAGUGAUGGCUCCUGGAUAUGGCUUAGCAGAAAAUUGUGUGUUUGUCAGUUGUGCAUUUGGAGAAGGCAAUCCUAUUCUCGUUGAUUGGCAGGGAAGAGUUUGUUGUGGAUAUAUUCACCCGGGUGACGCAGAUAUUGACAUCAGAAUAGCUGAUCCAGAGCUCGGUGAAGAGCUUCAGGAAGAUGGAAAGGAAGGAGAAAUUUGGAUCAGUAGUCCAAGUGCAGGAAUAGGAUACUGGGGAAAGGAAGAACUGAGUCAGAAAACAUUCAAGAAUGAGCUCAAGAACCACCCCGGACGUAUCUACACAAGAACUGGAGACUUGGGAAGAAUCAUAGAUGGAAAGCUAUUCAUCACUGGAAGGAUCAAGGAUCUUAUCAUCGUUGCUGGAAGAAACAUCUACUCCUCAGAUGUUGAAAAGACGGUGGAGAGUUCAUCUGAAUUUAUUCGUCCUGGAUGCUGUGCUGUAAUUGGAGUCUCUGAAGAAAUCUUAUCAGCAAAGGGGGUUCCUUUGCCAGAUGGCUCUGACCAGGUUGGUUUGGUUGUGAUUGCAGAACUGAGGGAUGGUAAACCGGUUAACAAAGAUGUGAUUGAGCAUAUUCAGACUCGUGUGGUAGAAGAACAUGGAGUCAGUAUUGCUUCUGUCAAGCUGAUCAAGCCUAGAACAAUCAGCAAAACUACCUCAGGCAAAAUCAAAAGAUUUGAAUGUCUCAAACAGUUCGCAGAUGGAACACUAAACUUGGUAUCACAGCCUACUUUGUCAAAAAAAACACUGGUAAGGUCAUAUACUACAGGAACAUGUACAGAAGGAAGAACACCAAGGGCUCAGCUAGUGAGAAGUACAACACUUCUACCUAGUCCGUGUAUCGGUAACAAGGAAAUUGUGGAGUUCUUGAAAAGGCUUAUUUCUGAACAGGCUGGAAUCUCUAUCAGCAACAUCUCAGUCACGGACAACAUGUCAACCUAUGGAAUGGAUUCAAUUGGUGUGGUCAAAGCAACUCAAAAACUCUCAGAUUUCCUAGGAGUGCCAGUUGCUGCUAUAGAUGUUUUCACCGCAUCCAGCAUUCAAGAACUAGCAAACUUCUCAGAGAAUCUUCUAUUGAAGUCUCAACCUCAACUUAUGAGCAAUCCAUCCCAUGUUGAAGAAGCUGAAACUGAUUCUACUGAAUUUGUUGUUGAUGUGACCAAGUCUCGCCAAUGGGGUAUCCAUUUUCUUCAACUCCUAGCACUCAUUUACAUUUCCAUCAUGCUGGUCUCACCUGCUUAUCUGUCCAUCACUGCUUUUGUAAGCUUCAUUACAAAUGUUAGUCAACCAGUAUAUGGGUUCCCCUGGUUAAAUUAUCUGAUUUCACUGACUUUGGCACCCUUUUCUUGGAUCCUUUGCAUUGCUUCUACUUGCGUUUGCAUUUCAUUUUUUGGUAAUACUUUCUUGAGGCCAAACUAUGCCCUUACCCCUGAAAUAUCCAUAUAUUCAAUGGAUUUUGUCAAGUGGUGGGCGCUUUAUAAAACCCAGGAAAUCUCCUCAAAAGUUCUGGCAACACACCUCAAAGGAACAGUGUUUCUGAAAUACUGGUUUGAGAUGCUUGGAGCAAGAAUUGGAUCAUCAGUUUUGCUUGACACAGUUGACAUCACCGACCCGUCUCUGGUUUCAAUUGGAGAUGAAGUUGUCAUUGCCGAAGGAGCUUUGGUUCAAAGCCAUGAGGUGAAGAAUGGACUUCUAAGUUUCCUUCCAAUUAGGAUCGGCAAAAAUUCUUCAAUUGGACCUUAUGCUGUUAUUCAAAAAGGAAGUGUUAUUAGAGAAGGAGCUGAGGUACAACCCCUGCAAAAGGUUGAAGGAGGCCAACAUGUGCUCAAACCUGCCAAGCUUAAUAAUGUUAAAGAGAAUACAGGGCUUCCUGUUACUACCAGCAAAACUCAGUCUGAUGCCAUGUACCACUUUUUGGGGAUCUACCUUGUUGGCUUUCUCAGCUCCCUUGCUGCAGCUAUUGCUUACUUCCUAUAUAUAAGAUUCUUCCAGAAACCUGCAUCAUUCCAACAAUUUUCAUUUGUUUGCAUAUGUGGGACUUUCCACUGGAUCCCAUUUACCAUAAUUGCCUAUGCAACCAUGUUUUCUAAUAUAACAUCAAAUCCCAUUGCCUUCACCAUUUUAUUUACCUGCGCAUACUUGCUUCAUGGUCUCAUACUCAUCUCUCUCACCUGUGCCUUGACUCGUUUGCUCAAACUUGGUCAAAAGCAAACCCACUUUAAAACCUGGCUUCGAAAUCAAUUAACCCUUUCCUGCCACCUUAGAUUUGCAAAGCUUCUCUCAGGAACAGAAGCCUUCUGCAUAUAUCUACGCCUUUUGGGUGCAAAAAUUGCCGCAUAA